Messenger RNA from Ceutorhynchus assimilis (cabbage seed weevil), 249 nucleotides. NCBI's taxonomy places the organism in Eukaryota, Metazoa, Arthropoda, Insecta, Coleoptera, Curculionidae. The record is from the annotation of a GenBank genome assembly.
AUGAAAUUUUUAAUUGUACUUGCUUUUCUAUCGUUGAUGUGUAUGUUUGGUAAUAGUGCUCCUGGUGCUGAGUAUAUUAAUGGUGCAGUGAUGAUGCAGUAUCCCGAUGUAGAACUAACCACUGAAACUGUUACAACUGAAAACCUUGAUCCUACAAGUGAAGGUUAUGGAGAUUCUGAAGGAACUUCAACUGAAACUGGAGAACCUGAAUCAACUACCCAAGGAUCAGAAACUGGUACAUGGAAUUAG